Molecule: messenger RNA, 7404 nt
Organism: Cervus elaphus (red deer)
Lineage: Eukaryota; Metazoa; Chordata; Mammalia; Artiodactyla; Cervidae
Gene: ERBB4
Product: erb-b2 receptor tyrosine kinase 4
Exons: 28
Coding region: 689-4615 (1308 amino acids)
Biological process (GO): protein phosphorylation; positive regulation of cell population proliferation; multicellular organism development
Cellular component (GO): signaling receptor complex; basal plasma membrane
Molecular function (GO): ATP binding; epidermal growth factor receptor binding; transmembrane receptor protein tyrosine kinase activity
Source: RefSeq, a predicted model, not a curated record
UUUUUUCCCUCCCGGACGGAGUCUUAUUAAUUUCUCGGUGGGGCUGCAGCUGGAGACCGCGGAGCGUUGGAAAUGACGCUCGGAGCUUUAAUUACCGCAGCCGCCGGACAAGUGUGAGGAAAGCUGACAGCAAAAAAAAAAAAAAAGACAGGAUCGGGGGUGAAGCGAGAAGCUUCCCCCCCCCCCCCGCCCCUUUCCUCCCAAUUUGGACUGGAGGUGCAAGGAAACUGAAAAGGGAGUCGAACAGAGUCCGGCUGGGGGGAGAGGCCGGAAACCUACCGCCUGUUUGCAAUCAACUUUUUUUUUUUUGGAAACCCUUUUCCGAACCCUUCCUUUUUAUUGUUGACCAACCAGGGAGAGCGAGCGAGAAAGUGAGGAGGGAGCGAGAAAGCGGAGGCUCACACAGGGCCGUAGCUGCCCGGUCCGGCUCGGAACACCGCCGCACACCCUCCAGUACACUCCCACCCGCGCGCGCCCUCCCGCGCACCCUCUCCCGGUCCUCCGGGUCCGGGCCCUAGACCCGCGGACGCGGACUCGGUCGCCCGCGCUCGGAGCCGGUGCACCGCGCGCGCCAGUGCCCCUCGCGCCCCCACGCGCGCCCGGCCGAGGGAUCUCCUCCGCGUGCCCGAAAGGGGAUUAUGCCAUUUGGACAUGUAAUUGUCAGCACUGGAUCUGAGACUUCCAAAAAAUGAAGCUGGCGACAGGACUGUGGGUCUGGGUGAGCCUUCUCGUGGCGGCGGGGACCGUCCAGCCCAGCUCUUCUCAGUCAGUGUGCGCAGGCACAGAGAAUAAACUGAGCUCUCUCUCUGACCUGGAGCAGCAGUACCGAGCCCUGCGCAAAUACUAUGAGAACUGCGAGGUCGUCAUGGGCAACCUGGAGAUUACCAGCAUCGAGCACAACCGGGACCUCUCCUUUCUGCGGUCUAUACGAGAAGUCACAGGCUACGUGUUGGUGGCUCUUAAUCAGUUUCGCUAUCUGCCUCUGGAGAACUUGCGCAUUAUCCGUGGGACAAAGCUUUAUGAGGAUCGAUAUGCCUUGGCAAUAUUUUUAAACUACAGAAAAGAUGGAAACUUUGGACUUCAAGAACUUGGACUGAAGAACUUGACUGAAAUCCUAAAUGGCGGCGUCUAUGUAGACCAGAACAAAUUUCUUUGUUAUACAGACACUAUUCAUUGGCAAGAUAUUGUUCGGAAUCCAUGGCCUUCCAACCUGACCCUGGUGUCGACAAAUGGUAGCUCAGGAUGUGGACGUUGCCAUAAGUCCUGUACGGGCCGAUGCUGGGGACCCACGGAAAAUCAUUGCCAGACUUUGACAAGGACUGUGUGUGCAGAGCAGUGUGAUGGCAGAUGCUAUGGACCCUACGUGAGUGACUGCUGUCACCGGGAGUGUGCCGGCGGCUGUUCGGGACCAAAGGACACCGACUGCUUUGCCUGCAUGAAUUUCAAUGACAGCGGAGCGUGUGUCACUCAGUGUCCACAAACUUUUGUCUACAAUCCCACUACCUUUCAACUGGAGCAUAACUUCAAUGCAAAAUACACCUAUGGAGCAUUUUGUGUCAAGAAGUGCCCACAUAACUUUGUAGUUGAUUCCAGUUCCUGUGUGCGUGCUUGUCCUAGUUCCAAGAUGGAAGUGGAAGAAAAUGGGAUUAAAAUGUGUAAACCUUGCACUGACAUUUGCCCAAAAGCAUGUGAUGGCAUUGGCACAGGAUCGUUGAUGUCAGCUCAGACCGUGGAUUCUAGUAACAUUGACAAAUUCAUAAACUGCACCAAAAUCAAUGGGAAUUUGAUCUUCCUUGUCACUGGUAUUCAUGGGGACCCUUACAAUGCAAUUGAAGCCAUAGACCCAGAAAAACUGAAUGUCUUUCGGACAGUCCGAGAGAUAACAGGUUUCUUGAACAUACAGUCAUGGCCUCCAAACAUGACCGACUUCAGUGUUUUUUCUAACUUGGUAACCAUUGGUGGAAGAGUACUCUAUAGUGGUCUUUCCUUGCUGAUCCUCAAGCAACAGGGCAUCACUUCUCUACAGUUCCAGUCCUUGAAAGAAAUCAGUGCGGGGAACAUCUACAUCACUGACAAUAGCAAUCUGUGCUAUUACCAUACCAUUAACUGGACAACACUCUUCAGCACAGUCAACCAAAGGAUAGUAAUUCGGGACAACAGGAAAGCUGAAAACUGUACUGCUGAAGGAAUGGUGUGCAACCAUCUCUGUUCAAAUGAUGGGUGUUGGGGACCUGGGCCAGACCAGUGCUUGUCAUGCCGUCGCUUCAGCAGGGGAAGAACCUGUAUAGAGUCUUGUAACCUCUAUGAUGGUGAAUUUCGGGAGUUUGAGAAUGGCUCCAUCUGUGUCGAGUGUGACCCCCAGUGUGAGAAGAUGGAAGAUGGCAUCCUCACGUGCCAUGGACCGGGACCUGACAACUGUACAAAGUGCUCCCAUUUCAAGGAUGGCCCGAACUGUGUGGAAAAAUGUCCAGAUGGCUUACAGGGGGCAAACAGUUUCAUUUUCAAGUAUGCUGAUCAAGAUCGAGAGUGCCGCCCAUGCCAUCCAAACUGCACCCAAGGGUGUAGCGGUCCCACUAGUCAUGACUGCAUUUACUACCUUUGGACGGGCCAUUCCACUUUACCACAACAUGCUAGGACUCCUCUAAUUGCAGCUGGAGUCAUUGGUGGGCUCUUCAUCCUGGUCAUUGUGGGCCUAACAUUUGCAGUUUAUGCUCGAAGGAAGAGCAUCAAAAAGAAAAGAGCCUUAAGAAGAUUCCUGGAAACAGAGCUGGUAGAACCCUUAACUCCCAGUGGCACAGCACCCAAUCAAGCUCAACUUCGUAUUUUGAAAGAAACUGAGCUCAAAAGAGUGAAAGUACUUGGCUCAGGUGCUUUUGGAACUGUUUAUAAAGGUAUUUGGGUCCCUGAAGGAGAGACAGUGAAGAUUCCUGUGGCUAUUAAGAUUCUUAAUGAAACAACUGGUCCCAAAGCCAAUGUGGAAUUUAUGGAUGAAGCCCUAAUCAUGGCGAGUAUGGACCAUCCACACUUGGUUCGAUUACUGGGUGUGUGUCUGAGCCCGACCAUUCAGCUGGUGACGCAGCUCAUGCCCCACGGCUGUCUGCUGGAUUAUGUCCACGAGCACAAGGAUAACAUCGGCUCGCAGCUGUUACUUAACUGGUGUGUCCAGAUAGCGAAGGGAAUGAUGUACCUGGAAGAAAGACGGCUUGUUCAUCGGGACUUGGCAGCCCGUAAUGUCUUAGUGAAAUCUCCAAACCAUGUGAAAAUCACAGAUUUUGGACUAGCCAGACUCUUGGAAGGAGAUGAAAAAGAGUAUAAUGCUGAUGGAGGAAAGAUGCCAAUUAAAUGGAUGGCUCUGGAGUGUAUACAUUAUAGGAAAUUCACCCAUCAGAGCGACGUUUGGAGCUAUGGAGUCACUAUAUGGGAACUGAUGACCUUUGGAGGAAAACCUUAUGAUGGAAUUCCAACCAGAGAAAUUCCGGAUUUAUUAGAGAAAGGAGAACGUUUGCCCCAGCCUCCCAUCUGCACUAUUGAUGUUUACAUGGUCAUGGUCAAAUGUUGGAUGAUUGAUGCUGACAGUAGACCUAAAUUUAAGGAACUGGCUGCUGAAUUUUCAAGGAUGGCUCGAGACCCUCAAAGAUAUCUAGUUAUUCAGGGUGAUGAUCGUAUGAAGCUUCCCAGUCCAAACGACAGCAAGUUCUUUCAGAAUCUCUUGGAUGAAGAAGAUUUAGAGGAUAUGAUGGAUGCUGAAGAAUACCUGGUCCCUCAAGCUUUCAACAUCCCUCCUCCCAUCUAUACUUCCAGAGCAAGAAUUGACUCAAAUAGGAGUGAAAUUGGACACAGCCCUCCUCCUGCCUACACCCCUAUGUCAGGAAACCAGUUUGUCUACCGAGAUGGGGGCUUCGCUGCAGAGCAAGGCGUACCCAUGCCCUACAGGGCCACCACCAGCACAAUCCCAGAAGCCCCCAUUGCUCAGGGGGCUACCGCAGAGAUCUUUGAUGACUCCUGCUGUAAUGGCACCUUACGCAAGUCCGUGGCACCCCACGUCCAAGAAGACAGCAGCACCCAGAGAUACAGCGCUGACCCCACAGUGUUUGCCCCAGAACGGAGCCCACGAGGAGAGCUGGAUGAAGAAGGUUACAUGACUCCUAUGCGAGACAAACCCAAACAAGAAUACCUGAACCCUGUGGAGGAGAACCCUUUCGUUUCUCGGAGGAAAAAUGGCGACCUUCAGGCUUUGGAUAAUCCCGAAUAUCACAGCGCUCCCAGUGGUGCACCCAAGGCAGAGGAUGAGUAUGUGAACGAGCCGCUGUACCUCAACACCUUUGCCAACGCCCUGGGGAGCGCCGAGUACCUGAAGAACAGCGUGCUCUCCGUGCCGGAGAAGGCCAAGAAAGCAUUCGACAACCCCGACUACUGGAACCACAGCCUGCCCCCUCGGAGCACCCUCCAGCACCCAGACUACCUGCAGCAGUACAGCACAAAAUAUUUUUAUAAACAAAACGGACGGAUCCGGCCUAUUGUGGCAGAGAAUCCCGAAUACCUCUCUGAGUUCUCGCUGAAGCCGGGCACUGUGCUGCCUCCGCCGCCCUACAGACACCGGAACACUGUGGUGUGAGCGCCGCAGUGGUUUCAGGUGGAGAGACACGGCCACUCUCAUUUCCCGCCGCCUCUCUUUCUCUUCUUUUCUUCCUUCUACUCCCAAGGCCAGUAGUUUUGACACUUCCCAGUGGAAGCUGUAGAGAUGCAAUGCUAAUUUCGUGCUUAUCUAACUUGAACAUUAGAAGGAAGGACUGAAAGAGAAAGAGAGGAGGAACCACACUGUUUCUUCAUUUGUCUGCAUGGGUUGGCCAGGAGACUGGAACAGCUAGAAAAGGACACGCAAAUAGGAGACAAUACUGCCUGCCAUCAAACUGGUUCUCAACGUUUCCCUUCCCUCUCCUCCCCACCCCACCCCCAUUUCUUUUCUUUUUAUUCCUUCCUUCCUUUCUUUCAAAGCAGAUGCUUGAAAGAUCCAAGCUAUCUGUUCCUAUCUGCAGGAACUGAUCCGUAUAUUUUCAGCAUCCCUGGUAAUCCUUAAGGACGUUUUCAGUAGAACAAAACGAUAACCUUUUCUAUAAUGUAUGAUAGUAACUUAAGAUUGAAAAUCCAAACUCUUUCUCCACCAGUUUCUGUCUUGACAAGCAAGAAUGGCCAACUCAGCUUUCAUGAUUUUUGAAUCUUCAUCCAAGUUAUAACCAGUAAUUAUGUUUGGGGAGCUUUUUUGUUUUAUCACUUUGUUUUGCUUUGAUCUCUCUCUUCAUAUUACUUUCUCCCUUAUCCUCAGCUUUAAUUUGUAAUUGCAAAGAUUUUUACAUCAAACCUUCUUAGGUGUUGCUAUAAAUUGAAAGAAUUGUAAAAAGAGAUAUUUUAAUACGGUGAAAUGGCCACUAUUUUAAAUAUACAGUCUUUAAAAUUAGAAGGGGAAGCCAAGGUAUUGGUCAAAUAUAACAUUAAAUCUAACUUUUGUGUUUUACAGUAUUGAAUAUGGAUUCUCCUCCCUCCAUUCCUUUAUAUUCUUCAACAUUUUCUUCCCCUCUAUGAAAGACAGUACUUGAUAGGUAGUAAUAAUAUUAAGAAUAGAAGGGAAACUAAGAGACAGUUCUGUGUGGUUCAUGAAAACUACUGACACUUUCAGGGGUGGUCCAAUGGGAAAUCCUUUGAACUGGAAGAAACACACUGGAUUGAGUAUGUCUACCUGGCGGAUACUCAGAAAUGUAGUUUGCACUUGAGCUGUAAUUUUAUUUGUUCUCUUUCUGAACUUCAUUUUGAAUUUUCAAUGAAGCAAUAUGAAAGCAACCAGCAAAAUAACGCAUUUGAGUACAUUUUUUUAAAGAGCUAAGAUAAAGAAAGACUCUGGAAAUGCCAAACCAAGCAGUUAGGAUUUUGGAACAGUAUCAGGGGAUUAUGGUAAAAGAGUCAGCACAUGUUCCACAUGUAAUAUCACAUUUUCUACAUGAGGAAAGUUGUCCAGUUUGUACACUCCAUUUGAAGGAAUGCAAGUAAGGAUUGGCUUAAAUUCCAUGGAAUUUUUAGUAUAAGACCCUUAUUUAUAUUAAGUGGAAGGUAACUUUGCACAUAAAUUGGUAUAACAAAAAGAAAUAAACAGUCACUACUUAUAGAUAGAUCCUUGGGUUAAAAGUUGUAAAUAAAUGUGAAAAAAGUUUCUCAUGUAAUUAUUUUAAUACACAACAUACUACCCUUAUGAUACUUUAUAUGAUAACUCUUUUUCUUCAGACAGCAUCCUAGUUCUAGAGCCAUCUUUAUUGUGUAUCAUUUUGAAGAAUACCUGUUGAGUUAAGAUGAGCAAUAGAAACAAAUGAUAGGGUUGAAUUUUUAGAAAAAUGGAGGCCUCAGGUCAGCAAUUAGAAAAACUGGAUAUAAAUCUGCCCCUUCUAGAAAAAUCUGCCCCAAUUUAUUUGGAAUUUUGUAAAAAAUAUUUCUUUCCAGUGAUAAGGUAUUGGGAAUUUGAAUGUAUCACCUGGUGGUGAUGGUUUAGUUGCUAAGUCGUGUCCGACUCUUGCGACCCUGUGGACUUUAACCCACCAGGCUCCUCCAUCCAUGGAAUUCUCCAAGCAAGAAUACUGGAGUGGGUUGCCAUUUCCUUCUUCAGAAUGUAUCAACUAAUUGAAAACAGACUAAAAAUCUCCAUGGGAAAGAGUAGAGAUAAAAUGACAAGAAAUCUAGGUUUCUGCCUAUUUUGAGUUAAGUCUCUCCACCCAUUCAGCUCCCUUAUUUUUCAACUCAUAUUUAUUUAUAGUCUACUAAAAUCACUGUGUUAUGUGGGGAACACCCAGAUAAAGGCAAUACUAUCCCUAACUUUAAAAUUUUACAAUUACAAUGUAUUUGGAAUGACAUUUAAUUUUUUUUGUAAUUCAAAGAAUACAAUUGCAUGGACACUUCUUUGAACAAUCGUAUAAAAUCAGCUAUUUGUUAAAAGAUCUUCUGUGAACUCAUCUGGGACAUGAGUGAAACGUCCUACAGGUUACUGAAGGUAACACAUAGGAUAGUUUCAGUGUUAUCAUCCAAACGCAAACUGGUCUAGAAGGGUAUUGUGUCACUGGCUAAGUGUCAUUUCCAGAUUCUAACUUAACCAUUAAAUCAGCAAUAGAUGUUGGUCUUUGCCCAAGAACAUUGGAGACAUUGGGAUUGAUUUCUUCCAGAGUUAUGAAAAGUGAGGGAAGCUAAAAGAAUGAGGUCGAGUAAGGAGGGGUUUUAUGAGAGCUCUUACAGUGAAGUUCAAACAUGAAUUUCCCAGGGGUGAAGACAGAAUGAUUCAGGGCCACAGCCUAAGAGCUCAGAGUUCUUCCACCCAGUCAGAGAAGUCUCCAAGAAAAGCAGUCCUCACAUCAUCAUUUAUGGAAGUUU